Molecule: messenger RNA, 1507 nt
Organism: Magnolia sinica
Lineage: Eukaryota; Viridiplantae; Streptophyta; Magnoliopsida; Magnoliales; Magnoliaceae
Product: chaperone protein dnaJ 10-like
Exons: 10
Coding region: 213-1241 (342 amino acids)
Source: RefSeq, a predicted model, not a curated record
UGGAAGUAAUUUCCAGCAUCAUAAAAUAUAGAUUCCUCAGGGAUUCCGGGGUAAAAACCCCAUAUAUAUUCCUCUGAGAUUUACCGGGUUACUACUGGAAAUCUGACUUCCAAGGACUUGAGAGCUUUCACAAAUAUCAUAUUCCUGUCGAAAUUUUGAAGAAGUUUGAGUGGCAGAUCUUGUUCCUUGUUUUCUUGUUUAACAGGAAAGCGAUGGUGAAGGACACUGAGUAUUAUGACAUCUUGGGUGUGAGUUUUGAUGCAUCAGCAGCUGAAAUAAAAAAGGCUUACUACAUCAAGGCAAGGUUGGUACACCCUGAUAAAAAUCCUGGAGAUCCCAAGGCUGCUCAUAAUUUUCAGGUUCUUGGGGAGGCUUAUCAAGUUCUAAGUGAUCCUGUGAAGCGUGAAUCAUAUGACAAGAAUGGAAAGUCAGCUGUAGCCCAGGAUUCUAUGGUGGAUGCUGCUGCGGUAUUUGGGAUGCUUUUCGGGAGUGAUUUUUUUGAGGACUAUGUUGGGCAGCUUGCUUUGGCUUCCAUGGCAUGUGUAGAAGCUGAAGAAGAGUCACAGGUCCCAGAAGUACGAAGGCAUAAACUUCGGGAGAAAUUGCAGGAGGUCCAAAAGGAAAGGGUGGAAAAGCUUAUCCAAUAUCUAAAGGACCGUCUUCAACCAUUUGUAGAAGGCAGAAAGGACGAGUUUGUAAUUUGGGCAAACAAGGAAGCCCGUCAGCUGUCACAAGCUGCUUUUGGGGAGGCAAUGCUACACACUAUCGGUUAUAUCUAUACGAGGCAAGCUGCUAGGGAGCUUGGGAAGAAUAUACUCUUUAUGGGCGUGCCUUUCUUAGCAGAGUGGGUACGGGGCAAAGGCCAUCAUAUAAAAUCACAAGUGACUGCUGCUUCAGGUGCUGUGUCUUUAAUUCAAUUACAGGAAGGGAUGGAGAAAGUGGGGCAAGGUGAAAAUAAAGAAGAGAACUUGUUGAAGCACGUGGAAGAUAAUAAAGACGUGAUGCUUAAUUCUCUUUGGAAGAUCAAUGUGGUAGACAUUGAAGCAACCCUUUCUCAUGUAUGCCAAGCGGUUCUCAAAGAUAGUAGUGUUUCAAGAGAUGUGCUCAAGUUACGAGCCAGAGCAUUGAAAAAGCUAGGAACCAUUUUCCAGGGUGCCAAGGAUCUUUAUAGGAGAGAAAACAGCCUGCGUCAUGAGAGCGGUGCGAAGAAUGAUGCUACAUCAUCUUCAGCAGCAUCAUGACCUGUAUCUGUCUUAUAUCUGAAAGAAAUUGUAAUUGGGUUUAGGCAUCUCACCCAGUAUACGAUGCAUGUGUUAAAACUUCUUAGAACUUUCAGUUUUCUUUCUUUCUUUCUUUUGAACUAUUCUUUUGAACUAUGUAUUUGAAUGUAGGUUGUGAUUUUCAUUGCCAGCUAAUGUAGUAUUGUUGUUUGGAUCGUUGAUUGAGGUGGGCCCAUUUGUGUUUAACUGUGUUCUAGUUGAAUGAUUUGAAAGAUGAUUUUUCAUAA